Molecule: messenger RNA, 1292 nt
Organism: Mytilus californianus (California mussel)
Lineage: Eukaryota; Metazoa; Mollusca; Bivalvia; Mytilida; Mytilidae
Product: acetylcholine receptor subunit alpha-1-B-like
Exons: 1
Coding region: 1-1188 (395 amino acids)
Biological process (GO): regulation of membrane potential; monoatomic ion transmembrane transport; nervous system process
Cellular component (GO): neuron projection; membrane; synapse
Molecular function (GO): transmembrane signaling receptor activity; extracellular ligand-gated monoatomic ion channel activity; neurotransmitter receptor activity
Source: RefSeq, a predicted model, not a curated record
AUGGAUAAAAUUCCAUCAAUCAGAUUUUGGUUUCUAUGUGCGAUAUUGUUGAACGCCGUUCGUUGUCAGAGUAAAUCAAAUAUAAAACAGUUAUAUAGUGAUGUGUUUUCAAAUUACCAAAAAUCUAUAGUUCCAAAUUCUGAUUUUUCGUCACCUUUAAAUAUUACUUUGACUAUAUAUUUGGUUACCAUAAUUAGAUUUCAAGAAGUGGACCAGACUCUUGAAUUAACAGCUGGAUUAGGUGCGACAUGGACAGAUGAAGACUUAACGUGGACUCCGUCGUCAUAUGGUAAUGCACAAGACAUAGUAGUACCUGUUACCGAUAUUUGGACCCCAAAGUUUGCACUUGUAAAUUCAGUUGAAACAUAUGAACCAUUGGGAGGAGACAACGCUAACUUUGCAACAAUCAAUUAUACUGGUGGGGUGAAUAUAUUCACUGCCGACGUAUUGGCAUCCAAAUGUACAACAAAUAUAUAUAAGUUUCCGUUUGAUUCUCAGACGUGUUAUCUGAUAUUUAAUGUGGUGGGAAUGCCAGUGAAUAUAGUAACAUUGAAUUCAGUUUCUGAUCCUGUUGAACUAUCCUUUUUCACACCAAAUUCGGACUGGUCAUUACAAUCAUAUAAAGGUGAAACGUCAAAUUGGAAUGGCUAUUCCAUUUUUACCUUCACACUAACAAUACAACGUGCACCUUUAUAUUACACAGUAUUAGUGUGUGUACCUACUAUAUUGUUUGGAUUACUCAAUCCCUUGGUUUUUCUUCUUCCCGUAGAAUCCGGAGAACGUAUAGGACUUUCAAUAACUGUAUUAUUAUCCUAUGCAAUAUUUUUGUCUAUGGUCCAAACUGCUAUACCAGCAACGUCCAAUCCAAUGAGUCUUCUCUUAAUCAUAAUGAUUGUUACCAUAGCAAUAAGUGGAAUGAUUCUUGCUGUAACAAUUUACAUAUCUUUGCUUUAUAAUAAAGAUCCACAGACUAAAAUGAACGUUCUCUGGAGGUAUAUUGGAACAAGGAGAAAUACAGUAACAAGAGUGCAUCCGUUUACAAACGAUUGUGAAGGAGAGAAAACUUGGACAGAGAUAAGUCCAUCUUGGAAGGAUGUCUGCGACGGAUUAGAUACUAUUGUGAUGGUUAUAUCAUAUUGUGUCUUAUUCAUUAUCAACUGUGCAUAUUUCAUAGCUGUAUUGACAUGAUAUCAUUUCAUUUAGGUUAUAUUAUACUGUGUCUUAAUCAUUGUCAACUGUGCAUAUUUUAUAGCUAUAUUGGUGGGAUAUCAUUUCAAUGAUUAUUUCCUUUA